This is a messenger RNA of Cygnus olor (mute swan), 5168 nucleotides long. It is a transcript of the gene DDX17, whose product is annotated as DEAD-box helicase 17. Gene Ontology annotation, biological process: alternative mRNA splicing, via spliceosome. The record is from RefSeq and is a predicted model, not a curated record. Bases 559 to 2526 code for a protein of 655 amino acids. NCBI's taxonomy places the organism in Eukaryota, Metazoa, Chordata, Aves, Anseriformes, Anatidae. Gene Ontology annotation, cellular component: ribonucleoprotein complex; nucleus; cytoplasm. The transcript has 13 exons. Gene Ontology annotation, molecular function: ATP binding; RNA binding; RNA helicase activity.
CUGGAAGGGGUUACGCCAUUGACUCCUUGCGUAACUGACUUUGAGGAAUAGGAAGAGCGUUGCUCCCCUCCCUCCCCUCCUCGCGCUGGGGCUGUCGGAGCAAAGGGCGCUACGCGGCUUUCGUACGCGCCGCGCCGCGCGGAGAAGCGUCUCGCCGAGCCGGUUCGGGGCGUAGUUGGCUUCCGCGAAUAAGCGUAGGCAUUUUUCGAGGGCCGCAGUUUGCGCAGCGCCGGACCGCCCGUAACGUAAGCGAAGCGGGUUGGGGCGGCGGCGGCCAUUUUGUGCCGGGAGCCCGGAGGAAGAAGACGCGAGUGUCUCCACACGGCACGGGCCCUGGAGCCGACCGAGAGCCCCGCCGUUCCCUCCGCCGACGUCCAGCGGGUCUCGGACCCACUGACCAAUUCUUCUCCUUUUGUGUCCCACCCAAGAGGCGAGGUGGCGCAAAGCGAUUCCUCCGAGACGCAGCCGCCCCUGGCUGGCCCGUCUCCCCGUACCCCCAGUCCCUCGCCGUCGCCACGGCCGGCGUUCCGCUGCCUCUCUCCCACCCCCCCGGGUGCGAUGAGGGGCUUCGGGGACCGGGGGCGCGACCGAGACCGCGGCGGCUUUGGAGCAAGUCGUGGAGGUCCUCUUCCUCCAAAGAAAUUUGGUAAUCCGGGGGAACGCUUACGUAAGAAAAAAUGGGAUUUAAAUGAGCUGCCCAAGUUUGAGAAGAAUUUUUAUGUGGAACAUCCAGAAGUGGCCAGGCUUACUCCGUAUGAAGUUGAAGAACUGAGAAGGAAGAAAGAGAUAACAAUUCGAGGAAUGGAGGGCUGCCCCAAGCCUGUGUUUGCCUUCCACCAGUGUAGCUUUCCACAGUAUGUGAUGGAUGCCUUGAUGGACCAGAAUUUCACAGAACCCACUCCAAUUCAGUGCCAAGGUUUUCCACUUGCUCUCAGUGGUCGUGAUAUGGUGGGCAUUGCACAGACUGGCUCUGGGAAGACACUAGCGUACUUGUUGCCUGCGAUCGUUCACAUCAACCACCAGCCAUAUUUGGAGAGAGGGGAUGGCCCAAUUUGCUUGGUUCUAGCACCUACCAGAGAGUUGGCCCAGCAAGUGCAGCAAGUGGCUGAUGAUUAUGGCAAAUGUUCAAGGCUGAAGAGUACCUGCAUAUAUGGAGGAGCACCCAAAGGUCCCCAGAUCAGAGAUCUAGAAAGAGGUGUGGAGAUCUGCAUUGCUACACCGGGUCGCUUGAUUGACUUCCUUGAGGCAGGAAAGACCAACCUUCGUCGGUGUACGUACCUUGUGCUGGAUGAAGCAGACAGAAUGUUGGACAUGGGAUUUGAACCCCAAAUUCGGAAAAUUGUUGACCAGAUAAGGCCUGACAGACAGACUCUGAUGUGGAGUGCCACCUGGCCAAAAGAAGUGCGCCAGCUUGCCGAGGACUUCCUGCAGGACUAUGUUCAGAUCAACGUGGGGAACUUGGAGCUGAGUGCCAACCACAAUAUCCUGCAGAUAGUGGACGUAUGCAUGGAAAGCGAGAAAGACCAUAAACUGAUACAACUGAUGGAAGAAAUCAUGGCAGAGAAGGAGAAUAAAACCAUCAUCUUUGUGGAGACAAAGAGGCGAUGUGAUGAUCUCACUCGAAGGAUGCGCAGAGAUGGUUGGCCAGCUAUGUGUAUCCAUGGAGACAAGAGUCAGCCGGAAAGAGAUUGGGUGCUUAAUGAGUUUCGUUCUGGAAAGGCUCCUAUCCUCAUUGCUACCGACGUUGCAUCUCGUGGGCUAGACGUGGAAGAUGUUAAAUUUGUGAUAAACUACGACUAUCCGAACAGCUCUGAAGAUUACGUGCACCGUAUUGGCCGUACCGCACGUAGUACCAACAAAGGUACUGCGUACACGUUCUUCACACCGGGAAACCUGAAACAAGCCAGGGAGCUUAUCAAAGUGUUGGAAGAAGCCAAUCAAGCCAUCAAUCCAAAGCUGAUGCAGCUUGUGGACCACAGAGGAGGAGGAGGUGGUGGUGGAGGAGGCCGUUCUCGUUACCGAACGAGCAGUUCAGUAAACAACCCUAACCUGAUGUACCAGGAAGAGUGUGACAGGAGGCUCCGGGGAGUGAAAGAGGGCCGGAGAGACUCAGGUGGCUUCAGAGACCGUGAGCGUGGUGACAGUUAUGCCAACGGAGCCAACAAGACCUAUGGCAGUGCCUACGGGAGCCCAAAUUCCGCUUUUGGGGCAGCACAGAGCCAGUAUGGUUACACUCAAGGGAGCUAUGGAGCAGCUGCCUAUGGCACGAGUGGCUAUGGCACUGCAGAGUACAGUGCUAGUGGCUAUGGUGCCAGCACCACAGCUGCCACCGCUGGGAGAACCUCACAGAGCACUACCCAACAGCAGUAUGCAGGGAUGGUGGGGCGCUCGGGCCAGCAGCCACAGCCGCUCAUGUCACAACAGUUUCCUCAGCCCCCUGCCACUAACGUGAUGGGCUAUAUGGGACAGACUGCCACCUACCAGUAUCCGCCCCCUCCCCCGCCCCCGCCCCCCUCACGCAAAUGAGACCACUCGCCUGCUGGUGACCAGUGUAGACCUCUUGCAUUUAAAGGAACCUUUUCUUUCUCUUCUUUCCCAUUGUGGUGUCUCUCUCAUGCAGGUUAGGCUUAGAAUUCACCAUUCAAAUCCCUUGAGCCCAUCAAAAAUGGCCCCCAGUCCACAUUACUGACCCUGUCCUUUUUUUUUCCUUUUUUUUUUUUAAGAGAUAUAUAUAGUUGACUGGAAAAUUUAUUAUUUUUUGUCUUGCAUGUUGAGGAAAUUGGAAAUUUUAUUUUCUCUAAAAGAAAUGGGUAUAAGGCAGAUAGGUCCCAGCUCGAUCAUCUUGGUGUCUAAGGUUUGUGUUAAUACUUGCUUUGAGGGGAGGAAGUUUCUAUUCUGUAAUACGUUAACUUAAUUUCAGGAAGUAUCCAGAGAGGUGGGAAACUUUGGGGAGCCAAAACGCAGUUCAUUUAACAUGAUAAACGCAAGGGAGCAACGCUCACUUUUCCUAAUCUUAAUUUUAUUUUUUAAUAGCUCGCUAUCGUUGCUUGUAAUCUAUCAUAGGUAACUUUCUAUAGGAAAACUCUGCUCAUUUGUCUCGGUGGGGCGGUGUUCUGAGUAAUGACCCACGUGGGUUGUUGGCAUUUCCUGCAGCUCUGGAAGCAGCAGUCCACCUUCUGGUACCUGUAGCAGGGAAGUUGGGAUUAAAACCCCGGCGUUGGUGACCAAACCUGUCUUGGAUUCAGUACCUGAAAGCUAAAUGCAGUCACUGCAGGUGUUGCUGCUGUAAUGUUUGGCCAAAUAAGUUCUUGCCCUACAAUCGUUAAACUGCAACAUUGUAAGUGCAUGCAACCUCCUUACUCCAGCUAGUUUCUGCUCUCAAGUUCCUACUGUUGGGUUUAUUGAGAUGAGUCUUAUUUGAGAGCCCAGAAACUAAACCGAACGGAGAUUGUGAACAGCGAGUCUCGUUUGUCUGUCCUUCGUGAACAAACUACGUGUUGCCACGGGGAGUGUUCUGAAUGCCACUACGCUGAACAAAAUGUGACAGAGUUUUCUGCACUUAAGAGGUUUGAAUAGGGUGGGCUGAGGGGCGGGGGGGCGGGGGGCAUAAGGGGAGGAAGGGAGGAGGAGGAGGAGAUUGCCUGGAAUCUCCUUUCCAUGAGGUAAGGAGCGAGCUGGUUAGUGCAUCUUAAUUCUGAAGCUUUCUUUCUUUUGUACCUUGCUCUGACUAUUGCUUUUCCUGGCUUUUGAGUGCAUUUCCCCGUUCCAUUGGUCCCUUUGAGCUCAGCUCUUGCAGGUAGGUAGCAUUUUAGAAAAUGUUAGAGAAGAGUGGAAUUUUAGUAAAUACGUAAAUAAAAAAUGUUUAUUUUACAGGCUAAGGUGGGUGUGAGGGGUUUUCCCCUUUAGUAAAGCAUGUUGUCGACUUGUUACUUCUAAUACCAGACGGUUCAGAGACAGUAGAUGAUAAUAGGAGUUGGCUGCUCUCGAUCUAAGAAUGUGACAAAAGAAUGGAUACAUCUCCUGGUUUGUGAGGCAUAAUCUUUGCAUUAUGAGAGUGCAGGUUGUUUUCUUUCCUUUUUUUUUUUUCUGUUGGCGUUCUUGCAUAUGGAUGAGCAAGGCAGCCCACCCCUUCUGUAGCAGAGUGGAACUUCUUAUAGCCCAGGAAAAGAGCUUGCUUAUACAGAAAUGAUUUUUUUUUUUUUUAAUUCCCAGAGUAUAAUUUUGGGGGAUGAAUGCACAUUUUUUUGUGCAGUACACAGGUAGGUUGCUGACAAGGAGAGAAAAGGGAGAGAUUUUUCAGAACCUUGUUUCCCUCGUCCCAUCUCAAAUUCCAUUGCUUGGGAAGGAAAUUUCUUUGCUUGUGUUAAGUGAAAGCCAGAAACAUUUCAUUUAUCCAGGCACUGACUGAUCUGUCUUUGGCCUCCCUCACAAGCAAGUGUAGAGCUAUAUUUUAUUUUUACCUUUUUAAAAAAAUUUAUGAAUUUGAUGCAGAAAUGUGUUUGAGGGGUGUAGGAGUAGGACAUCUUGCUGACUGGCUUUAAAAAGGGUCUCUGGACCACCAAAGCUGCCUUAUAGUCUGCCAUAGCUUUCACUUCUUUUUGGGGGGGACUUGUGCACAUGUAAACGUAACAUGCCAAGUCUUGCAGUGCUUUAUUGUCACUGAGGUCAGCUGAAGUCCAGGGUCUCAGUUCAGUUCAGAGUGUUAACCAAAUGUUGACUGCAUAAACGCACCGUGGCAUGUGCUGCCCCUGUCCCACCUGGUGCUCGCUGCUCUGUUCCAUAUACCAGCUGGAGGGCCCUUGUUGAUAAAGCAUUAGCGUCUAGUAGUGUUUGCAUUGUUUUCAAGCUGUAAAAGUUCUGUGGGAGUGUCAAACGACUUGGGUGUCUCCUCCCCUCCCACUUCCUGAAGAAAUUUACUGUUUGGACUUCUCUGAACAAUGGAAGGGUUAGUGGCUUUGUGUGGGAUCAGCAUCUUGCUUCACACUUGCUGGUCUCUGAACACAUUCCUGUUGUAUUAAUGAAGACUUGAAUUGAGAGAUUCAUAGAUCUGUGGUGUUCAGACACAGGAUACUAAGAGCUAUGUUACUAUUCUUAGUUUGUAAAUUGUCCUUUUGAUACCAUCUUGUUUUCUUUUGUAGGUAUAAAUAAAAACACUGUUGUCAAUAAAA